AUGAGGACAAGAUCUGCGCCUGCGAGGAACUUUUCAAAUGAUGAAGUCGACCAAAGCACACCUGCUUCCGUUCCUUCGAAAUCUACUAAAACGCUCAUCCUCCCCUCCAAUGCAAGUGACGAUGCUCGAUUCAUCUCCCUGGUAAACCCACGAACCGGUACCCUAAGUCGAUACUUCUUUUGUCCCAAAUUGGGUCUCUACGAGUUUACGGCGAUAUCCUCCUCCGCUUCCAAUCCAAGGAGCACUCUCUUCACCAGGAUGACAACAAUAACAACAAAAGCCAAUGCGAGUCCAAUAGCAGAUGAACACGAUGGUGAAGCACAAAACAGGACGGUAUCUAGUGGCUCCAGCGUAGAAGCAAAUGAGGUCAUUCGUCAAGUGGUCCAGGACUGGGCACCAACCAAAGCGACGGUUGCAAAACACGCCCAAUUGCUCGUCACAACGCCCGUUGACCUUUUGUUUUUUCUUCUGCCGAUAUUAGCACCUGCAAGUGGUUAUUCAACAGCCCAAAAAUUGUUCCAACCGCUUGACGAUAUGCUCGAUUCUCAAGAUACCGUUUCAAAGCCCUUAAGACGAAUUCUACUUGGCUCGCUCAGAUCAAAAGCAGUGGCGAGAAUGGCAGCUGUAUGCGACACUGUUGAGGCUGGGGAGACAAUGUAUAGGCUCAAUGAGGAAAAAUUGGUUCGAGAAUUGGUAUCCAAGGCGGAGAGGAUGGCGGCAAAUGGGCUGCCACCAAGCCUGGAAGAGCAUUUUAUACAUAGGGCAUUGGAACUUCCAAUUCUCAGCGUGAAAAGGGAAGACAUUCUAACGUCAACUUCAGACGUGUCCGAUGUGGCUAGUGGGGCGAAUAAUUCGUUUGAGAAAGUCGACUCGCAGACCGCGGAUUCCACAACACCAAUUACAACGUCAUUUGCUACUUCUUUUACGUCAUCUGAUGUCUCUACUCCAGACACCGUCAUUACACCGCCUACGAACGAAUCGCUAUCACCCAAUUGUGACAUCCACCAAUUACUCCGUGUCCACACAGCAAUAUCAUUCCUGCAAUCAUCCUAUCUCCCCAAACAUCUCUCAUCCCGGGUCGAAAACAUCCUCUCAUCAUCCGAAAAAAGCCCCAAGGAUUUCUCCCCCCUCACCCGACAUCUGAAACACAUUGCUGAACUGCGCGAGAAAGUGCUAGCGUCUCGCUCAGCGAGUGACUUCUCCCGCAAACGGGGCGUGGAAGAUGACGAAGGGGCAGAAAUCAGGGCGGAGAAGAAACGCAAGAAGGAGGAGGAAGAGAAGAAGAAGUUGGGUGAGUCGAGAGGGGUGAGAGAUUUGAAAAAGGUAAAUGUUAAGGGGAUGAAAAAAUUAAGUGCCUUUUUUGGGAAGAAGAUAUAG
Molecule: messenger RNA, 1377 nt
Organism: Paracoccidioides brasiliensis Pb18
Exons: 1
Coding region: 1-1377 (458 amino acids)
Biological process (GO): ribonucleotide metabolic process; RNA catabolic process
Cellular component (GO): nucleoplasm; ribonuclease H2 complex
Source: RefSeq, a predicted model, not a curated record